AUGGUGUCAGCAAAUCCAGAUUUAAUGCACAAGGUUGUGGCAUUGUGCUGGUCUAUUUGGACUUGCCGAAAUGCACUGGUAUGGAACCAAAAAGCUUGGGACUCUAGGAAUGUUUUACAUAUGGCUUCUUCUUUAUUUCUUUCCUGGAGUGAGUUUAUUAUGCAUGAGACCCAAGGCCCUGUUAAUUCUUUGCAUGCUGUCAGUGGUGAUAAUGAUCUUGGAGACUUAAUUCACAUUCAUGUUGACGCAACUGUUAAUCCCAGUGAGGAGGAUGGUUAUGUCGCUGCUGUUGUUCAUGAGGGGAAUGGCGACUACUUGGCGGCUAGAAGUUCAAAAGUCAGGUGUUUACACGACCCCCAUCUUGCCGAAGCUAUAGCGAUAAAGGAAGCUCUUUCCUGGGCUAAGGAUUGCGAUUGGCGGAAGAUCAUUAUUUUUUCGGAUUGUCAAGUGGUUUGCUCAUUAUUGAAGUCGGGUUCCCCGAAUUUAUCCUAUGCUGGUUGUGUUCUUCAAGAAUGUCUCAAUCUUAAACGACAUUUUGAUUCUGUGUCGUUCAGUUUUAUUCCUAGAUCAGCGAAUAAGUUGACUCACGCUUUAACUAGAGCUACUAAUUCUCAGUCUGGUCCUCGUUUAUGGUUUAAUUCUAUUCCUGAUUGUAUUCGACAUUUGAUUAAUGAUUAA
Molecule: messenger RNA, 678 nt
Organism: Ipomoea triloba (trilobed morning glory)
Lineage: Eukaryota; Viridiplantae; Streptophyta; Magnoliopsida; Solanales; Convolvulaceae
Exons: 1
Coding region: 1-678 (225 amino acids)
Molecular function (GO): nucleic acid binding; RNA-DNA hybrid ribonuclease activity
Source: RefSeq, a predicted model, not a curated record